GUGACACAGCAGCGCCGGCGCGGGGCCGGGCGCAGCGCGGGGAGGCUGCGGCCGGAGCGGGGCCGGGCCGGGCCCUCCGCCGCUCAUGGCCCUGCCCGGGGCCCGCUCCGCCCGCCCGGAGCCCGGGGAGAGCCCGGCCCUGAGCCCGCAGCGCCGCUGCGAGCGCAGCGGAGCGGCCCCGGCCCCCGCGGAAAAGCCCUGAGGGAGGCGGGAGCCGGCGGCGAGGAGGAGGAGGAGGAGGAGGGGGAGGAAGCGAGGGAAGGAGCCGGGGGAAAACAGGACAGAGAAGAGCUCGGAGCGGAGCCCGGGAGCGGCCGGAGCGCGCCGGAGGGGACCCCCGGAGAGCCGCGCCGAGCGCCCGCAGCCAACGCCGGACCUGCCACCCCUCCUUGGGGACACCGAGCCGCGCCGUCCCCUUCCCGCUGGAAUUCCGCUUCCCGGCAAAUCCCAGCCUCUCCUCCUCCUCCUCCUCUUCCUCCUCCUCCUCCCGCUGCUGCUGCUGCUGGCGGUGCCACCGCAGGGCCCGGCCGUGUCCCCCGCAUGGUGCGCCGCGAUCGCCGCGGGCCGCGCUAAGAUGGUGAGAGCUGCCCGCGCCGGGCCGGGCGGGGAGCGCGAUGGACACGGGCCCGGCGAUCCCGGCCGCGUAGGGAACGAUGGACUCGCGGAGCCGCCGGGAUGCGCAGCGCACGGAGCGGCCCGGCAGCGGCACCGGCAGCACCGGCACCGGAACCGGUACCGGCCCUAGCGAGGGCGAGGGCGAGCGGGAGCGCAUCCGCGGCCGCAUGAGGAUGGUGAUCGGGCAGCUGGAGGGCAUCCUGCGGGAGCUCAAGGAGGUGGCCAAGGAGCUCCGCGAGGUCGUUUCCCAGAUCGACCGCCUGACGUCGGACUUUGCUCUGGACCUGGAGCCGGACGCUUGGACUCCGGCCACGGCCAGCAGCACGUCCAGCAGUGACCGGGGCGGCGCCAGCCUCGAGCUGGGCCCGCUGGACUUCGCCGCCUCCGACGUCCUCUCGGACAGCUGGGAAUUCUGCUCCUUCCUGGACGCCUCCACUCCCUCAGACCCCGGCGAUUGUCCGGAGCCGCCGCGGCCGCCGCCGGCCCGGCUGAUGAACGGGGGGGUCCCCUUGGCCAACGGCCCCCGCGGGGGCGGGGGGACCCCGGAUUCCUCCAGCGAGGAAUGCUUCGGGAGCGCCGCCGUUCCCAAAAUCCCGGCGCAGCGGCCGGCGGGGACGCGGGAGCGCGUCCGCUUCAGCGACAAGGUGCUCUACCACGCCCUGUGCUGCGACGACGACGGCGACAACGAUGCCGGCGCCGAUGCUCCCGACGAUCCCGCCAGGAAGGGGCCUCGGGAGCAGCUCCCGAGGAAUCCGGGCACGAUCCCGAUCCGCAGGGCCACCAGGAACAGCAGCACCCAGACCGUGGCUGAUAAGAGCACGCAGACGUUGCUGCCGUACAUCCCGGCCAGGCAGAGAAUUCCCAACAAAAACUGAGCCCAGAUCCGGGUUUGGGAAGGGUUUUGGGGAAGGGGGAAAAUCCCUGGAAAAGGGGCUGGAAAAGAUCUAUAU
Messenger RNA from Prinia subflava (tawny-flanked prinia), 1565 nucleotides. It is a transcript of the gene INSYN1, whose product is annotated as inhibitory synaptic factor 1. Gene Ontology annotation, cellular component: postsynaptic density. The record is from RefSeq and is a predicted model, not a curated record. Gene Ontology annotation, biological process: inhibitory postsynaptic potential. The coding region runs from base 654 to 1490 and encodes 278 amino acids. Lineage: Eukaryota; Metazoa; Chordata; Aves; Passeriformes; Cisticolidae. The transcript has 4 exons.